ACUUGUAUGACUCAUUCGGUCUUUGUUUUGAUUUAACUUUUCUCAAGUUUUAGGAAAUCUUCAAAAUGUCAGCAUUUCCUGAGGCACCUCCUAAUUUAAAAACUAUCCAGCCUUAUUUAAAAAUUGCAAUUGAACAUGAUCAACGUGAUUUAGUUGUUGCGUAUUGGGCUCGAAUCUAUUCGUUGCAGCUGGGAAUUAAAGCGGCUAAGCAGCCAGAUGAAAAAGCUUUUCUUUUAACAUUAAUGGAUUGGCUUGAAAAUGUGAAGAAAGCUAAUCGAGAUAAUGAUUCAAUUACAACUGAGACAGUCGCACAAGCAUAUUUGGAAAACUAUGCACAUAAGCUAUUUCAAUAUGCUGAUCAACAGGACCGUGCAAGUAACUUUGGGAAAAAUGUUGUUAAAGCUUUCUACACAACAUCGAUGUUGUAUGAUAUAAUAACAACAUUUGGUGAGUUGAGUGAGGAAGCAGUGCAAUGUAGAAAAUAUGCUAAAUGGAAGGCAGCUUACAUUCAUAAUUGCUUAAAGAACGGCGAAACCCCGCAGCCUGGUCCGAUGCCAACUGAAGGUGAAGAUGAAUUGCAGGAUGAAGCAUCUGGUGGUGGAUUUACUCCAGGGACAUCUUCUAGUGGUGGUUGGAAUACAAAUCCUUAUCAACAACCUUAUCAGCCACCACCACCAACCACUCAAAAUUAUCAACCUGAAGUUCCAACACCAGCAGGCAAUUCUGGAGAUCCUUUCAACUUGCCUGACCCUCCUAAAGACCCUGAACCAAAGCAUCCUGGCGGAUUCGUUCCAUACAAUCCAUCCACGUCAAAUAUCCCAGCGUACAUGCCACAAUCAACUGGAUCCACAUCGAUCACUCCCGAACAAAUUGCUAAGGCACAGAAAUAUUGCAAAUACGUUUCAAGUGCUUUGAAUUAUGAUGACGUCCCAACAGCUAUUGACAACUUGCAAAAGUGCCUCAGAUUAUUGCAUACUGGAGAAGACACUUAAACGAUGUUCACACAAAUUGCAAUUGAAAUUCUUUUUAUAUUCUAAUCACACAUAAUUCUAUCUCAAUAAAUAACAACAAAGCUUCAAGUUUUUAAUUUAAAUUU
Messenger RNA from Clunio marinus, 1096 nucleotides. The record is from the annotation of a GenBank genome assembly. Lineage: Eukaryota; Metazoa; Arthropoda; Insecta; Diptera; Chironomidae.